Molecule: messenger RNA, 1681 nt
Organism: Owenia fusiformis
Lineage: Eukaryota; Metazoa; Annelida; Polychaeta; Sabellida; Oweniidae
Source: the annotation of a GenBank genome assembly
ACAUGCAGUCAGGUCUGUUUUAUAUUGUGUGUUAAUAUUAUUAACUUACAUGUAAUAAUAAAACAAGUUAUAGACUCCAACUUGUCUUCGAACAAUGGGACAGAUCGGAAAGAUUUAUCAGCUGACUGUGCUAUCUUUCCUGUCUUUAGUGUCAAUUGGAAUUAUACGUUUAUUUCCAAUCGAAACAGGAGAACCUAAGUACAAAGGUUUUGUUAUUGAUAAUUUGAGGACGAACAGAGUUAAACGGGUGGGUAGUGAAACAAAAUACAAGGAUGUCAUAGCAGAGGGCCCUUUUGCGAACUCAACCAAGAGAUACAUCAAAAAAUGGCAAACGUACAUGAUCAACGUUUGUCCAAAUUCUACAAUGCACUCGGACACCGAUAUCGCGUUGGUGCCGUUUGGUCAGUAUUUUAAACCAUUUACAUAUAUACUUCAAACUAGAUUCUACUCAAGGCUAUCUCGAAUUCUUACAAAGCAUUUUACAACUCGGGUGACAGCCAUAGGGGUAACCAGUGAGUAUCUCGGUAUCUUCAUGAACUGGCUUGCCAUGGCAAGGAUUUACGUUAAACCACCCAUGAAGGAUAUAUUAAUCUACACCACAGAUAAAAUUGUAUGUGAUUUAAUUACACGCAAAAUGCUAUCGCCAUGCCUGGUUGUAAAUGUUAAUGAUAUUAUAAAAAGCGAUCAAACAAUGGCGAUCAAUACAGACCCAUUGAUAGCGUCAAGACAAAUUUUCUGGGUACUCCGAGCUUUGUUUUGGAGAUUAUGUAACUAUUUAGGCUACGAUGUCACUUCCGUUGACACGGAUGCCAUUCCCUUAAAGAACUUUGACAACCUUUUGGAUGGCUAUCCCAAUCAUGAUAUAGUUGGUCCAGUGACUGGGCGUUAUCCAUGGGGAGCAAUGGUGGCCUGGGAUUUCCAUACCAUAAAUGCAGGUUCAAUUAUUUUAAGGGCAACCCUAAAUAACACUAAUUUCUGGAACUUAUUUUCUAUAAUCUCAUCCAAAUCAGACGCGAAACCUGAUGACCAAGUAAUGUUAAAUCUUGUGCUCUAUUGUCUGAACCUAAAAUGGACACACGUAUCAAUUCCCUUGUUUUAUAAACAAAUGGACGACGGCGCUAAAUCGAAGGAAGAACUUUACGUCAAUAGACCCGUUGAUGGUGAGACAAAUGGUCCAGUUAAAGUGAAAGGACUUCCCGGAUUGUUAUUAUGCAGAUAUUCAUGCUCAUUCACGAGAAUACAUAAUUAUUAUAUUUGGCACAAACCAAGUAGACUGAAUCAUAGUGAUAUUUGGAUAUUGAGAAAUGAUUGGAAUAUGAGCAGAUAUAUUGACAAUGAUAUCACUGGAGAUAAAUGGUUAGCUGAGAUUAUAUUAGAAGGCCUCUGUAAGUACAUUUUAGGGUUUAAAUCCAAGGCACACAACACGUCUUGUCUCCUAGACUCAUAGCACCAGAUUAGACCAGAUUUGUAGGAAAUCGUCUUAUUUUAUUUUAUUUGUAGCUGUUAGCACAUUAUGAAGUGUUGGACUGGUUACAGAACACCUUUGUGUUACUACGUUUAGUGUAGACCUCAGCUGAGAUGAAUCAGGUUCACAUAUUGAUUUUAAAGUGGUUUUUGUCGUUAAUAAAUACUGUCUAAACAUCGUCCGACUAAUUUUUCAUUUCAACACAAUUAGGCUGUC